Messenger RNA from Lymnaea stagnalis (great pond snail), 13085 nucleotides. The record is from the annotation of a GenBank genome assembly. NCBI's taxonomy places the organism in Eukaryota, Metazoa, Mollusca, Gastropoda, Lymnaeidae.
AUUCUCAACAAGGAAGUAAUGUAAAGACAUGCGUGCUUCCACGUUUUUGUGUGGCUACUUGCAGAUAAUAUAAAGGCUGUUAACGUAGCUCCUUUGAAAGCUUGAUAGGAGAAGUCAAGGCUACGUGCGGCUUAAAUUCUACUUGUUUUGUGUUUACAACUGGUUUAAAACACAACAAUGGUGCUGGAUCUAGAACUCUUCCGUGCUGACAAAGGUGGAAACCCAGCAAAGAUUAAGGAGAAUCAAGCUAAACGAUUCAAGGAUGUAACAUUGGUCGAUAAAGUAGUUGAACAUGAUACAAACUGGAGAAAAUGUAAGUAAAAACGUAAUUUUGUAUGCCAUAGUAGUCGUGGGCCUAGAUCAGGGGUCACCAAACUACGGCCCGCGGGCCUGAUCCGGCACGCGAGCGGUACUUGAAUUGCUUGAUGGCUUGAUAAAACAUAUGGCAUAUAUCAUAUAUAUAUGCCAUGGAACACGAGAUUAGUUAAAGUUGGGAUACAAUUUAAAUUUCAAUAUUAUUAAUUAUGCUUACAAUACUAGGAGAUCUGGCUGGUUUUCAGUUAGCGGUAAGGCAGAUGAUGUUUCACUGUAUAUAGGUUUCGGAGGUUCCCUGCGGUCCAUUUCCGUCUACAGCAUCGUCUACUAUACUAAAAAGAUUUUGAUGUUUGUAUUGAAAGAAUUUCUAUGUUUCUUACUUUGAUAUAAUUUUGGUAUUUAAAGUGAGGGAAAGUGAGGGGAGGGGUUUCCUAGAAGAUCAUUACAAAUGCAAUUUAAGCAGUAGUCUUCCUUUUGUUACCUAAAUACAGGUAUUUUGAUUUCAACUAAUAAAAAAAUACAGCAAUUUUGGCGGGCGUCAUUUUUUUCACCGGUGUUGGCGUUGGGUCUUGGGGUAUCAGCAAGGAUGUGUUUCUUUUUUCCUUUCUUUUGAAACGUGUAAGUUGAAUUUUAAUACAAAUUAAUGGAAAAUUUCAUAUUAAUAUACUUCAUAUUAACUAUAUUGUUUAGGACGUGAGUAAUGCUCCAUAAAGAACAUGAAUGUUAUAACGCACAUCGUUCGGGUCCUUCAAAGAAUAGGUCUAUUCACCCUAAGUCCAGUGUUGGGAUUCCCCAAUGUGACGUCACUGCGCUUAGGGUGAGAAAACUCUUUGCAAAACCUCACCCUCAUGUCCCUUAGUCCUUGCACAGUUGGGGGCGCAACAGAUGACAUGUGAACCAUCCUCCUCCAUUCCUCUCUGUCUUCAGCACUAUGCACUGCGUCGCCCAGUUUUAGUCCUGUCCACUCUUUGAUGUUAUCCUCCCAUAAAGUUAACUCAAAAUUUACCAGGAGGUCUUCAUACGUGCGGUGACCUGGCUGCUAUGCGCCUUAAGAACUUAACUUACCCUUUUCAAUUUUAAAUUAUUGUAUCUAGAUUUUCUUGUUUAUUACAGACCUAUUUAUUUACCAUUUAACUCCUAAAAUCACACAAUUUGGUCUCAAAAUCAUAAAAUACGGUAGUCAAUAAAUAAACAUACAGUAUGUAAAAAUGAAUACACUAACUACUCGCAUCGCAGUGCUUAGUGGGGUCGAGUGAAGCCGGCGUAAAAAAAAAAGUUAACUACUUAAGUUUUAAGUAGAUGACCGACGUUUAUAAUACAAUCUGUGGUCACUUUGUUUUGCAGAUGUUUACUUGCUAUAGAUAUUAAUUUAUAUUGAGCGGACGUACAGAUCACAUUAUCAAAGUCUAUCACUGGUAAAAAUAAAGUUACUGGUGAAAUUUAAAGUGGUUCAAACUCGAAGUUAGAUCAGCAUAAAACAAGAUGUCUUUAAAUUAGAAUUAACAAAUGAUGACAUCAUUUUAAAAAAACCUACCAAGUAACUCGAAGUUGUUUUUAGGAAAAGCUGGUGUAAAAAAAUUAUAAAAUAAGAAUAAUUUCCAUUAAAUUCCCGCUAAUAUAUUAUAGUCAUGAUAACUACCACAAACUGUAAAUGGGUGAAAGAAAGUGGAGAAUUGGAAACAUACGGGGACAUUAAAAAUCAUAGUAGCCGUGGUUGGAACUAAGUUCAGUUGUGUGGAGAAAAGAAGAACUUGUAGAGAACAUAGUGCUACAGAUUCGUGAGAAAGAUAGGAACUUGCUGUGGUAUUCUUUGGCACUGGAUGAGUCUACUGAUCUCUCACAACUUCUUCUUGUUCUAUAUAUUAAGGGCCCACAAUCAAUUUAUUGAUCAUUCUGGCUCUUAUGCAUGUAGAGGGGAUUUGCAAUGUUUCUGUGCCUGGUGUUGAGGACAUUUCAAUGAUUUCCAGUGCCACUAUGUGAGGGAAUCAUGCACUGGAGGUUUGAAGGCUUGAGGCAAUAGACACAAAUGAGUCUAGUGUUGUCGCCUCAACUGUUCCUUUUGAAAGCUUGUUCCAGUCCCUGAUUGUCUUGGGCAGGAAUGAGCAGCUCCUAUACUGGCUUCUUUCUGGUAUGAGCCUAAAUUGUGUUUAUUGUGGUGACAGUUAGGACUUUUAGAUAACUGAAGUGUUGACAUCCGUUUGCUACAUGCAUGUAACAAUUUAUAUAUGUGAGCAAACAUUUUCAAAAAUAAACUAUGUGAAGUCAACACAUCGAACGAGAGGGAUUUGAUGAUCAAACCAAACAAUGAUAUUAUCUUGAAAGCCAAAAGUCGGUUUCAUAAAUCUCACUAACCCUUUUUGCUGCUUAGAUUGUGAGAUUCGAAUACGUCUGGUGUAACUAUCAUUUUGCUAAUGUCGGCUUCUUUGCAAACAUUUUAAAGUAAAUAAAUAUUUUGGUCGUCUUUACUUUUUUGCAUUGCACGCCACUCACCCAUGAAUAACAUGGAAUACUUAACUUAGUUUUUCUGCUCUUUUCCCAGAGCUUUUGUUCUGGCUUGCAAGUAUUGUACAGAAUGAUUAUCCGGCCAGCGCUCAUCAUUUUUUCCAUUUCCGGCCCGCUGUGAAAAAAGUUUGGUGACCCUGGCCUAGAUAUUUAAAUGAUUCAACAUGUAAUAACAUGCGUUCAUUUUCAUCAAAUGAAGCCUUUCAAAAAAUAUUUUUUACUAUAGCUAAACUAAAUGUAAAUUAAAAUACUUAAUAGUAAUAAUACUACUAGACUAAAUAAAGUCCUAUGUAAAAGUUAGUUUAGUUAACCAUACCGUUAAUAAUUUCAAUUUAUCAUAUUUUCAGACAAGUGAAAAUCUUAACUGGAUUAAGUGAUUUGAUGGGCAACAGUUAACGGGUCAUCCAUAAAUGACACCACACAUGUAGGUUGGAGGAGGGGGUCACCAAUUCAUAAUGAUGUAUUAAUAGGGUGUCUAAAUUGUGUAAGGAUGGAAGUAGUUGUGGGGGGGGGUAUAUCUUCCAAUAUAGCGUGAUAUCAUGUAAUUAAAGUACCAAAUUUUAAUAUGUGUCCAUCAUUUUCUUUACCAGAUAAAAGGCGAAUGUUAAUCUGUUUUAAGAAAGGUCACUAAGCUUUUUCCUGAAAAAUUAUGAAAGCAUAUUUCUGUGAAAUUAACGCCUGCAUCAGUUUGAGACAGACCACUUAACAAGUAUUGCUGUACCUACUAUGAUAACCAAUAAAACCUAUAAACGGUGUCCAAAUCAGAUUUCCGAAUUCGAUAAUGGCUUUAAGAAAAAAAUGAAUAUUGGUAUUUACCAAGUCAUAUUUAUAUAUCUCAUAGUCCUAACCAUCAGGUGUAGGAGCUGGUUACAAAUUACUACUGACAAUGACUUAUUCAGGUUGUGAGCAUUAUGGCCUUAACUAUAAAUGGUUCCUGGAAAUUUGUUAAAACUGAAGUUUGUUGGCAUGGAAGUUUUUAAGAAAAAGAAAUAAUGGGGAAAAAACCAUCAAAUAUACAUUUUAUUAAAAUGUUUACUUUUGCCCCCAUUUCUCACUGUUUCUUCCAUUUAAAAAAAAAUAGUUUAAAAAAUAAAAUAAAUAAAACACUUAAGAGCAAAUUUCAUUUCAACAAAUUUUUACAUAGGCUGUGUUUCCAACAAUUUCCAUUAUCUAGCUAUCUGGGACAGGUUAAACUAAUAAAUGAGAGCUAGUGUAGAUUUUGUAAAGCCCAUGAUUAAAAUGUAAACUUUUUAACUCUGGAAGAAUAUAUAUAGGUUUGAUAAAUUUAAAUACACUUUUAUUUUAGUAAAAGAGUAAUUAUUAUUAUUAUAAAUAACAAAUACAUUUAAAGUAACAACUAAGGAACUAUAUUAAGCAUUUUAUCUGAAUUUAAAAAAUAUGAAACAAAAAUUUAAUAAAAAAUUUAUGAUCUAAGAAUUACAUCGAAAUCAACUUUAUUGAGAAAACCCAUACAUGAGUUGUUUUGAGUGCAUUUUUAGUGCGUUUUUGAUAUAAAUAAAAUUAAAAUUAAUUUGUUCUAAAUAAACACACAAAUGACAUCAUAGCGAAUGGCCUAUGUUAGCCAAAACUCUUAAGUUUCUUUGAUUUAAUAACUGCCUGUUACAAAACUGAUAAUGUAUUGUCCUCUUUUUAAAAGUAAAAUUAAUAAAUAUAAUAGAUUGAUUUUUUAAUGGUUAAUAAAACACACACAAAUAUUAGUUUUGUAUUUUUAACAUUUAAAAAGAUUUUUAAUUUUUUAAAUUCCAAAAAUAUACUUCUAAGAAAAUGCAGUUUAAGUCAAACAGUGCAGCGAAACUCCAUAGCCAAAUAGCAUUCACCAUUGCACUUGUAACUCAUCCAAAUCCAAGUCUGUUAUUGACGUGAAAAAUGUUUGAGAGAUUCUUCUUUAGAUAAAGAAUUUUUUGUUUUACGAUUUUCUGAUAAAGUAUAAUUAAAAAGGCAAAAGUUUGUUUAAAUUUUUGAUGAAGAUAUCAAUAUAUCAAAUUCCUUUAAUAUAAAAUAUAUUUAUAUUAUGAAUAGAGUUUUUGUUUUAAAUUUAAGAUUAUGUUUUCACAAUUUUUAGAGAAAAAAAAGUUGUAGUUCAAGGACAUGAAAAGGGAUAAAUCUAAAGUAUUUCUCUAGUAUACAAAUCGUCCCUCAAAUAACUUCUUUAGUAAAAAAAAAAAUUGAUAUAAUUGGUGAUAAUUUAGAUUGGGUAAUUUAAGGUCAUGUUUAGAGGGAAUAAAAAGUAGUCUAAGGGCAUGAAAUGGAGUAGGGUAGGCGUAUAAUAUAUAGCAGAUAAAUACUUCUCAAAAUUUAAUGUUAGAAACGUAAAAAUCAUUACAUAGAUACUUCUUUUUAAAGUUAGGAAUUGUGAUGAGUUUUGCAAUAACAGGUAGAAAUUAUCACCAAGGACCUACCAUUUUUAUCCCAAUGACAUCGGGUCAUAUAUUCUAGUACAUAAGAAUUAUGUAUGCACUUAUUUAUUGAAAUGGUAACAAAAAAAAAAAAAUUUUUUUAACGUGCUCUUGUUGACUCAGUGUUUUGAAUUACCCCUAAAAAGUUCAUAGAGAAAACCUAGACAUUCUAAUGUAUUCUUUUGAUUUGUCAGUAAUGAAAAUUCCUAUAAUUGUUUAAAUGUUGACCAUCAAUUGAAAUAUUUUAAAAGGUAUGAUUAUUAAUAUUAAAACAAGUAAUUUAAACACUUCAUGAGUUUCAACCUUUUAGUUGAAAAUAUAUUACACAAGUGGGAUAUAACUGAUUAUUUAAAAGACCAUAUUAAUCUGCAGUAAACGACAGUUGAAAUCGGCACCAUAAGAAUUACUUCUAUUUGAAGUGGGCCUAAUGGUAUCAAUAGCAAGUAUUUUGAUUAAAUUUUUUCCUCCUUAUUAUUCGCCUGUUCAUAGAAUUUCUUUUGUAUUUAUCUUAGUGCGUUUCAGGGCUGAUCUGCUAAACAAGUUAAAAAAUGUUUGCAGCAAAGAAAUAGGUGAUAAAAUGAAGGUAAUUUCAUCUUUGUAACUUGUUGGGGGCUUUUUGGGGUGAUCUCUGAUUUAAUAAGUUGUUCUUAAUUUUUUAAAAACAUCAGACCUAGAUUAAAAAAGAAAGAUAUUAUGUUAAAUAUGACUAUAUUUAUUUGUAUGAUUUUUUUUAUGAUUAGAAUAAAGAACCCGUUGGGGAUGAUGAUUCUGUUCCAACAGGCAUCAUUGAGAAACUUGAUGAAGUACUUCCAGAACAGCUACAGGUUUGUUUUGAUCUUUUAAAUUCAACUCUAAGAACAAUCAAAUCAUCUACCAAAAUAGUUUUACAGGAAUAAAUGUAAUACUAAUUUUGGUCCUUUCAGGUAUGAUAAUUGUGAAACUGACAUACUUGCUGAAGGAUAGUGCAUCUUAACUUUUUUAAAAAUUCGAUCUUUAUUAUAAAAUAAAUCUUUUUUCUCCAGCCGCUGACAGUUACUCAAAUCAAGAAAGUGCGUCUUGCCAUUGAUAAUCAGAUUAAAGAAAACGAUGCUCAACUUAUUGUUGAAGAAAAGGAAAGAAAUGAGGCCCUGAAAGAAAUAGGAAAUCUGCUGCAUGAUUCUUGUAUUAUUAGCAAUAAUGAGGUAAUUCUUUUCUCUUGUGUUUUAAGACUUAAAUAUCAGAGAUAAUUAAUUCACUUAUUACCAAGAUGAAAGGUAUCAUAAAUUUAGUGGAUACAAAAAGGAAAAGCAGUUUGAUUCAUAAUCAUGGCUUGUAUCUUUAUUUUCCGAAUUAAAACUUUAGAUAGCUUCUCUUUCCGUGGGUAAACAAUUUCAUGUUCCAUUUAUUGUACAGGAUGAAAAUGGCAUUGAGAGGACAUUUGGAGAUGUUGAGACUAAGAAAAAAUAUUCUCAUGUUGACCUCGUUGUAAUGAUUGAUGGUGCCGACAAUGAAAGAGGAUCUGUGACUGCAGGAGGAAGAGGAUAUUAUCUUAAGGUGUUAAGAAUUUCUUCAUAUUUGUAUGCAUGGUUUGCCUUUGAGUAAUAUUAUGGAUUAUUUAAUUUAGAAAGUUACAAGUUAUGUAGCACUUAUUGAUGCUCCAAAAGUAAGUGAUAUGAAAACUAAAUGGAAAUAGACAGUUAAGCUGUGGCCAAUUUAUGGGCUCAUGACCCAUUACUGAAUUAGGCAUAACAUUGGUACUAUUAAUUUUUGUACACAUUGAAGAUAAAAUGUUUUUAUUAACUGCCUUUUAAAAUUUAUAUGCCAGGUCUAAAUGUUUAUUAAUGUUCAAUAGGGGCCCUUGGUCUUCCUGGAGCAAGCUCUGAUCAACUUGGCCUUGUCUAUGUUACAUGCUAAGGGCUACACAGCUCUCUAUACUCCAUUUUUUAUGCGUAAGGAGGUCAUGCAAGAGGUGGCCCAGCUGUCACAGUUUGAUGAAGAGCUGUACAAGGUAUUACAUUAUUUGGAACAGAGACGUUGAGAUUUUACUAAAUAAGCCUCUUUCGCAAAAGAUUAUAGACCGUUCACAAUCAUUUUUACAUUUGCCGCUGUCUAGAACACUUCUUAAUCUGUAUUUUAUUCUGCACCCCCUACAAAUUGUUUAAAUACGUCUUGCACCCACUAAAAAAGUAAACAGACAUUUUAAAUUUGAUUACUAAGAAAUCUGCAGAAGCUAGAGAAUAAACUUGUGACUUAUAUAAAGACAAUUCUUUUAAAGAAACAAUCUAAAUAUAUAUAUAAACAUUUUUAUUAUAACUUAACUUAAAAGUCAAUGCCUUCUCCAUUCUUAUUACUUUUCCUUGUAUACCCAGAAAUGCCAUCGGGGGGGGACGUGUGUUGGGUUGGAUUUAUUGAUAAUUUGAUUUUGUCUACUCCUUGAGGCUCAGUUCCUUGAUUCCUAGUUUCUUCUAUUUAUUUUUAGUCCUUUUCCCAAGUUUUCUAUGUUUAGUCUUAACCUUUCUGUUGUCCCGAAUAUUCCAUGACAAGCUCCCUAGUAAUAGUUUGUUGGUAUCAACAGUGUGCUUAUCCAUCUCGAAUUUAUUUUAACUUUCCUGCUCCACAUGGGUAUCUGUCCCAUAUGAUCCAAUGGGGCACCUUAUCAAUCAAUCCAUUUUGAUUUAAGAUCAUGUGCAAACAUUUGCUGAUAAAGCCCUGCGAUAUUAGUAUAGAGUCACAACCAUGCAGAAGGGACUUGGCAUUUGAGUGUAACAGUAACAUUUUGUUUUUAUUCCUUAUUUCCUUAGAUCAGGCCUGCACAACUCAAACUAUAAGGCAGGCUGUAAUACUUUAUGAAAUACUUGUGCUGGCCGAAAGAUAAUAGGACAAAGGGGAGAGCUAAUAAGAAAAUAAUAUUAAUAAUAAAGAAUAUUUUGUUACUUCGCGGGCCGCAAAGUGGGUGCUGGCGGGCCGUAUGUUGUGGAAGCCUGCCUUAGAUAAUCAUAAUUAGCUAUUUGUAUCCUGGGUUCCUAUCUGAAUCACUAUUCUUGCUAUAAUACUUCCUAGACACGAAAUGAUUUGAUAUCCUCUAGUGAUGUUUCUCCUGGAUUUUAGGCACAUUGGUAUUAUCAGUGUUAACUCUUGUGACUAUUCAUUCUGUCAUACACUAUUCAAGGUAAUUAAUCUAAUUUGCUUCAUUUAGUUAAAUACCUGUUCGUUUUGCUUUUAUUUAAAUUUAAAAAAAAAACCUUUAACUAUUCCUAAUUCAUAAGUUACUUAGUUAUUCAGGAGCCUUCUUUAAAGAAAUUGGAAAUAUUACAUCGCCUUGUGAUUUUUAUGAUCUUUCAAAGGUUGUUGGCAAGGCAUCAGACAAGAAAGAAGAAGGGGAUUUAGAUGAAAAAUAUUUGAUAGCCACUUCUGAACAGCCCAUUGCUGCUUACCACCGUGAUGAGUGGAUUGCCACAGAAUCCCUCCCUAUCAGGUACAUGGGCUACUCAACAUGUUUCAGACAAGAGGCAGGUUCACAUGGCAGAGAUACAAGAGGCAUAUUCCGUGUUCAUCAGUUUGAGAAAGUAAGUGUUGAAUGCUGUUUGUCUGGUUGAACACUUUUUGCAGAGCUCUAAUUGAAAGCUCGGAAUAGUGUAAUCUUUUCUUUGUGUAAAUAAUUAACUUUGUCAUUGAGUUUGUCAAAAUUGUGUUGUAAAUUGAAUACAUUUUUUUGGUUGAUUUUUAAAAAAAAUGAUACAAAUUAAGAUAGGGUCAGCAACCAUUGAUGGAUAGUACCGGUAGUUUUUUUUUUCAAAAUUAAAAAUAUAUGUUUAAAGUUGUUUUCACUUAAUUGGAAUUUAUUUCUAUGUUAAAAUUUAAAAAAAAAAACAGAAAAAUAGGUUGAUCUGGCCUUGUAGUAAUGAUUUUUAAAUAUAUUUUUUUUUUCUAGGUGGAACAAUUCUGCAUAACCUCUCCUGAAGACAAUAAAUCAUGGGAGAUGUUUGAUGAAAUGAUCGGCAAUGCUGAAAAUUUCACCAAGGCCUUGGGAAUACCAUACAGAGUUGUGAACAUUGUUUCUGGUAUAUUUCUUUCUUUCUGAUUUAUUUCCUUGCCAUAGAAAACUUAAAUGAAUUAAUGUUGAUUCUGGUCAGUUAUAGAUUAACAAUUUAAAAAAUAUCCUUGAAUUUUAAUAAUUUUAAUUGACCGCUAAAGGCUUUGAUUGUGUCAUGGCUUUUAAACUUUUCUUCUCUUUCACUUGUCUGUACACACUUACAUUUUUUCUGUAACAUAUUUUAGAACAUUAUAGUUAAUUAUUUUUAUAGUUGUAAAAGAUAAUGAAAUGUAUAUACUAAGCAAAAGUUUGUUAAAACAUCCUACCUUAUUGCAUGUAGUGUAUAGUUACAUCUGCUCCAUUACAAUAUGGUUAUUUUGUUCCGUUCUAGGUGAACUCAACAAUGCUGCCUCCAAGAAGCUUGACCUAGAGGCCUGGUUCCCUGGAUCUGGAGCUUUUAGAGAACUUGUGUCAUGCUCAAAUUGUCUUGACUACCAGUCUAGGCGGCUCAGGAUUAGAUUUGGCCAGACAAAGAAGAUGGGACAAGAAGUGAGUACAUUGUAAUCGAAUUUUAGGAUGAUAAUUGUUCUAGGAAAGCAGUGUAAUCUCCUGAAUCCUUUUGAUACUUUCACACUCUUCUAAUUAUUUUUUUCAAUACUAUAAAGAGUUUAAUUGUAAUGUUUUGAAAUAGUCCUGACUUCCAGAUUAGGUCAUAUAAAGUCAUAUAUUUUCAUCCCUUUUUUUUAUUUUUGUGUCCCUUUAUCAUUUAUGUUUAGAACUGAUGAAGUUAACCAGGUUCAUAGUUGUAAUCUCCCUUGGCAUUAAUGAUUUCCAAUGCAUUAUAUUUUUGACCAUUUUAUUUGGUAUUAGCUGUUGCAUCACAGUUUGUUAUAUAUCUAUGCUGUGCCUUCUCAUACAGUUUUGAAUACUUAAUAAAAGUAAAAGUUUGGUUUCUUCUUCGUUAUGUUUUAACAUCCAAUGAGACCUCUCCGUUUAAACCCACAGACUAGCUUUGUUCACAUGCUCAAUGCCACCAUGUGUGCCACGACAAGAGUGAUAUGUGCCAUCUUGGAAAACAACCAGACAGAUGAUGGUAUUAUUGUUCCUGAAGCUUUGAGGAAGUUUAUGCCCCCUGGUUAGUAUUGCAGUCAAAAAAAUACUGUUGCAAAAAUGUUUAUGCAGUUGCAAACUAUUUCUGUUCUUUUGGUGAAGAAACUGGCUUCAGAGGAUGGCCAUGUGCUGUAUGCCAGUUUGAAAGUUUCUACAAAGUUUAUAUCUUUUUAUAUAACCUUACUAAUCUUAGGAGUUAUAAGUGAGUGGAAGUAUGCAUGAUAGGCCAUUAAGGGAUUAGUAUGAGGUUGUGUGUAUCCAAUCGGUGCUGAAUGGAUGGAUGAUAAAUCUCAAAUUGUAGUGAAGGGGUCUGAUAUUUUACAAUCUUUCACUAGUUGGGUGAAAACAUGUGGCAGGCAAGAUUUGGGCCAUAUGCUUAAAAUUUGAUCAACCUGCACAAUUGCUUCUUUCUAAAAUAACUUUUUUGUUUAAAAACAUGUAGACUCUAGCUACAAAGUUGUAACUGUCAAAUUUAAAUUAAUCUAAAGGCUGCUAGUAAUUGAUAUAUGGAAUGAAUCAAAUGUUUCUGUUAUAAAAAAUUACUUAUUUUUCACUGCAUAUUUCUAACACAAAUAAUUUGAAAUUGUGAAAUACAUAUUUACCACUUAAUUCAAUGAAGGUUUCUAUUUUGUAAUAUUUACAAAAAAUAUUCAUUUAACUUCCUGUGCUAUUUUUGUUGUGUUUCUUAUCUCCAGGUUAUGAUGAGAAGAUUCCCUUUGUCAAACCAGCACCCAUUGAUGAAAUUGAGGCGAAAAAGAAGAAGGGCAAAAAGGGCAACCAGCCCCCAGCAGAACCCACAGAGCCUUAAGUUUAUCUGAUAUUAAACAAAUUUAAAAAUCAUAUUUAUUUUGCAUUUGCUGAAAUGGAGAGUAAUUGGUUGCUGCAAUUUUGCUGGCUUGAACAAACAAGUUUUAGGUUAAUCAAUCAUGCUGUCCAUGUCAUGUUAUGAAAUGUAACUGCAUUAAAAUAAGUUAGUCUAGUUCUGUGGUUCUAAUGCAUCUUUACAACAUUUUUAAAACUAACCUGGUCUGAGGGGUCUUCAUUUUGUAAUGGCAAUUUUAAGAAUGUUUUGUUUUUUUAGCACAAUAUUAAACUGCUUAAUAAGUGAUUUGUAAUGUUUUUUCAUCAAUUAGUAGACAGAGUUUGGGAUAUUGACUUAUAAUUUGAUGCCUCUUUUAUUUUGUGAAAAUAACACCAUCUAUAAAAUUAAGUACUUACCACUAGAGGUAGACAAAAGUACAGGUUGCCACGACCCAAGCAAAAUUUUUGCCUACUGUCUAAUAAUAAAUAUUUUUAAACUUUGCCUACCCUUGCCCACUGAUGUUGAUGGGUUUAAUUGGAGGUUAUUUUAUUCCCUUGAUGUAAGUUUCCUUGUAAUGAUUUAACAGUAUUUUAUUGACUCAUAUAAAAAAAAUUAUUUCCAGCCCAACAAAACGUUUAGGAAUUUUAAGUGAACCCCACCAUAUUUUUAAACUUAAGGCCUGUUCAAGAUUGGAGAGUUUUUCAGUUUUUGGUUAACUAAAUAAAUCACACAUAUUUCGUGUAAUGGCAAUAAGGCAGGGGUUUUUGAGAUUCAGAAAUGUCUGGAAGUGUCUUUUGUUUUUUUAGAUCACAUCUUGUUUGUCCAAUGUUACCUUUAAUUAGUCAUUUUUUUUUCUUAUUCAUUUUUGUAUGAUGAAAAUGUUAACAUAUUAAAAUAUAUUGUAAAUUUUGACAAAUCAAUACCUUUAAGUGAUGUCUGAUUACGUCCCUUACAUUAACAGUGCCGUUAAUUCCAAGUUCUUUGAAAUAUUGCUUGUGGCUUCAGUUAUGGGACCAUAAAACAAUCCUGACUGUCAACUUACUAUUCAAUGAAUGCAAGGAAUAUAUUUCUUUAGCAAUACAUGGUACCAAAUUGUAGUUUACUUGUAAAAAAAAAGUAAUAAACAUUGUUGUUCCCCUUUGCUUUACAUGGUAAUUCCCCAAUUUAAAAUUAAAAUUCUCAUCUUUACUGGGAAUAUAAUGCUCAUUUUCAAGUUCAAAGUUAAACCCCCAAAAAAUGUUUUAUACAUUGUCUGAUAAUUCUGUUAUGAAUUACAAAAUCUAUUCUAUAAACUCUUAUAAGCGUUUGUACAAUCUUCAUUGUAUAAUGAUAGGUUUGUAAUCAUCCAAGUACUUAAGCCAUCACGCAAUUGAUCUUAGGAGUGACUUUGCACUGAGUUGUGAUGGUCUAUCAGAAUAUUGCGUCCCAUAAUGGUCGACAAAUGGUGUCCAGAAACUGCUAAAAUUUUAAAAUACAUUAUUAACUGUUCAAGUUUUUAAAACUUUUGUAAACUCAAACUGGUAAAAGGAUGUCACUUUAAGUCUUUAAUAACUAAAGUUAUCUGAGGAAUUUUAGGUUCAGUACAUGUCAUAUGAUUAAUAAUGGUUACAAGCAAUGUUCCCUUUAAGCUGCGCAGCAGUUUUGAGUACCGCAAAUUUCCAUGUCAGUGUGUGUUUGUGGGCUGAAAAUUUUGCACACAAAAAAAUUGAUGCGUAAAACUUUGCACACAACUGUAUGAUUUUGCACACGAACCAGCAAACCUUAGAGCGAACAUUGGUUACAAGCCACCAGUUUGACCUUUUCAACACAGGGAUGGCCUGGAUAUGUUUCUACCACUGUCUUUAAGUCACUAUUAAUACUAUUAUGAAAGUUCAUUUGUUGAUGAUACAGUAAAAAAUAAAUAAAGAUAAUUUUUUCCUGAAAUAUU